AUGGAAAGACCACUUUGGUUUCGCUGGCUUAGAGUCUACGCUUUCGGCGGUGCCAUCAUUGCCACAGGGUGUAUACUAUUUAAAUACACCACUCCAUCGGACGAAGAGCUCAUAAAAGCACUAUCACCAGAACUGAGACUCCAGUUCGAGAGAGAACGCCAGUUGCGUCAGGCUGAACAGCAGGAACUCAUGAAGAUCGUGCAAGAAACCGCCAAAAGCCAAGAUCCCAUCUGGAGAACUGGGUCUAUCGAUUCCCCUUUUGAAAGAAACAACAGUCAACAAUCGCGGGAACAGUUUCAACGUGUGAAAGCAGAGGAGAUCCAACGGGAAGAGUUGCAGCGUGUUAGACAGGAACUGCAACAGAUGAGACAAGAAACCAGUGAAAAAACAAGGAAAAGUUUGCCCACAACCAAUUGGUGGAAAUUCUGGUAA
Messenger RNA from Lachancea sp. 'fantastica', 432 nucleotides. The record is from the annotation of a GenBank genome assembly. Lineage: Eukaryota; Fungi; Ascomycota; Saccharomycetes; Saccharomycetales; Saccharomycetaceae.